Molecule: messenger RNA, 2152 nt
Organism: Chanos chanos (milkfish)
Lineage: Eukaryota; Metazoa; Chordata; Actinopteri; Gonorynchiformes; Chanidae
Gene: cyp2r1
Product: cytochrome P450, family 2, subfamily R, polypeptide 1
Exons: 5
Coding region: 11-1513 (500 amino acids)
Biological process (GO): xenobiotic metabolic process
Cellular component (GO): cytoplasm; intracellular membrane-bounded organelle
Molecular function (GO): iron ion binding; oxidoreductase activity, acting on paired donors, with incorporation or reduction of molecular oxygen, reduced flavin or flavoprotein as one donor, and incorporation of one atom of oxygen; heme binding
Source: RefSeq, a predicted model, not a curated record
CUAGUGUAAAAUGGUAUCGACAUCUUUAUUGAACGUUUCUUCGGGGCAGACAUUUUUGGGUUUAUGCAGUUUGCUGAUCACAGUUCUGUCUUUGUUGGUUAUUCGCCAGCUCAUGAAGCAGCGGAGACCCCGAGGGUUUCCUCCUGGGCCGACACCUUUACCUAUGAUAGGGAACAUUCUCUCACUCGCGACUGAGCCGCAUGUCUACAUGAAGAGACAGAGUGACAUCUACGGACAGAUCUUCAGUCUUGACUUAGGAGGCAUCUCUACGGUUGUCCUAAAUGGUUAUGAUGCUAUCAAAGAAUGCCUAUCCCACCAGAGUGAAGUCUUCGCUGAUCGACCAUCACUGCCUUUAUUUGAAAAAAUGACGAAAAUGGGGGGACUUCUCAAUAGCAAGUAUGGCCGGGGAUGGAUAGAACACCGUAAACUGGCUGUGAACAGCUUUCGUUAUUUUGGAAGUGGUCAAAAGAUGUUUGAGAAGAUCUCUGAAGAAUGCAUGUUUUUUGUGGAUGCCAUUGAUAGUUACAAAGGAAGGCCUUUUAAUCCCAAACACCUUGUGACAAAUGCCGUAUCCAAUAUCACAAAUCUUAUCAUCUUUGGGGAACGCUUCACCUAUGAUGAUCGGGAAUUUCAGCACAUGAUCGAAAUCUUCAGUGAGAAUAUUGAGCUUGCAGCCAGUGGCUGGGCUUUUCUUUACAAUGCUUUCCCUUGGAUUGAGUACCUUCCCUUUGGAAAACAUCAAAAGCUCUUCCGUAAUGCAGCUGAAGUAUAUGACUUCUUGAUACAGAUAAUUGAGCGUUUCUCGCAAGGAAGAGUGCACCAGUCACCAAGACACUACAUUGAUGCCUACUUGGAUGAAAUGGAUCAAAGUGCCAGUGAUGAGGCUACUUCCUACUCCAGAGAGAAUCUGGUUUACUCAGUGGGGGAGCUCAUCAUUGCUGGCACAGAGACCACCACCAAUGCCUUACGCUGGGCCAUCCUCUAUAUGGCCCUUUAUCCCACUAUCCAAGAUAAAGUUCAGCGGGAGAUUGACUGUGUCCUCGGUGGCAAGGCACCCACUCUGGAGGACAAACAGAGAAUGCCUUACUUGGAAGCUGUGUUGCAUGAAGUCUUGCGCUUCUGCAACAUUGUUCCUCUUGGUAUCUUUCGUGCCACUUCUCAGGAUGCCCUCGUGAGUGGCUACUCUAUUCCCAGAGGCACCAUGGUGAUCACUAACUUGUACUCUGUACACUUUGAUGAGAAGUACUGGAGUGACCCAGGUAUCUUUUGUCCAGAACGGUUUCUGGACAGCAAUGGACACUUCAUCAGGCGUGAGGCAUUUCUUCCUUUUUCAGUAGGCAGACGUCACUGUCUCGGUGAGCAGCUGGCCAGGAUGGAGAUGUUCUUGUUCUUCACCUCAUUACUCCAGAGGUUCCAUCUGCAGUUCCCACCAGGAAGCCUGCCCAGCCUUUCCCCAAAACUAGGCAUGACUCUCCAGCCUCUCCCUUACUCCAUAUGUGCUAUACGGAGGUAGUAGUGCAACUCCCCCACUGCUUUAGCUCAUAUGUAUUCACCUCGAGGGAUCUUACUGAGAAACUCAAACAAACAAAAAAAGCAGAUCUCCACAGUUUGAAUUCCAUCGUGUUUUUCAGAGAAUUUUGACCCCUGUUACUGAUUCUCUGAACUUUCCCUCAGUGCACUUUCACAGAAUGCACUAAAAGAGACAUGUUCCUGAAAAGGCAUAGAAGACUAGGAUAUACAGUGUUACAAGCAACAUCCAACGCUGAGCAUUUGAAUUUGACAAAUAUAUAACCCCCAUCAUCUCAAAGAGAGGGUGCUGUGCUGUAUAACUUGGAUUACUUGAAAUGAAAAACAUAUACUGUACCACAGACAAGUUCAGUGUUGUCAGUGUGAGGGAAGUGGUAUUAUGUCAAUAAUUGACAGAGUUUACCUCUAUAAUGGUUUACAGACUCUUUUUUCAUUCCUUGAAAUGGGAACACAUGGUUCCCCCAUUUCUACAGCAGGGUAAGUCUAGAUCAGCUGCCUUUCCCAGAAAGCUUUGUACAUGCUGUCUGACUUACGUUGGUUUGGUGCCAUAUUUCAACGCUGACCCAGCUGUGGCCUUGUCCCUGGUGUAUCCGUUGAAACUCUGUUCAUAGACUCGUAUUUUCUU